This is a messenger RNA of Otolemur garnettii (small-eared galago), 972 nucleotides long. It is a transcript of the gene SIT1, whose product is annotated as signaling threshold regulating transmembrane adaptor 1. Gene Ontology annotation, molecular function: kinase binding. The record is from RefSeq and is a predicted model, not a curated record. Gene Ontology annotation, cellular component: plasma membrane. Gene Ontology annotation, biological process: T cell homeostasis; regulation of T cell activation; signal transduction. Lineage: Eukaryota; Metazoa; Chordata; Mammalia; Primates; Galagidae.
AUGAACGGGACCAACCUUUGGCUCUGGGCACUGUGCUCGUGGACUGCUCUCACAUCAGCAGUCAUGAGCAGAAGUGACAACUGCACGGAUCUACUAGUGCCGGGUAUUCCCCACAUAACUCAGGCUUGGGGACUGUGGGCCCUCUUAGGGGUUGUGACACUGCUGCUUCUCAUCUCAUUGGCUGCACACUUGUCCCAGUGGACCAGAGGCUGGAGCAGGGGCCAUCUGGGGCAGGGACGCUCUGGAGGGUCUAUGGAAGAGGUCCCCCUGUAUGGGAACUUGUAUUAUCUGCAGACAGGACGGCUAAAUCAAGAACCAAGGCCAGAUCAGCAGGCUCCAGGCCCUGGAGGCCCUGCCAGGGCUGCAGAGGAGGUGAUGUGCUACACCAGCCUGCAGCUGCCGCCUCCUCUGGGACGGAUCCCUACCCCUGGGACUCCCAUCAAGUACUCUGAGGUGGUGUUGGACUCUGAGCCAAAGCCCCAGGUCUCAGGCCCGGAGCCCGAGCUCUAUGCCUCGGUGUGUGCCCAGACCCGCAGGGCCCGGGCCUCCUUCCCCGACGAGGCCUACGCCAACAGCCAGCCUGCGGCCAGCUGAGAUGGAGGGCCUGGACCAACAAGGCAUGCACUGCCUGGCCUUCCGAGCAGCAGGGCAUGAUUGUUCCCCAACCAGCCACGAAAGACUGAACACCAUGGCCUAGUCACAGGACAUGAUCUACCCUGAAAGUCCUAUCUGAACUGCGAGGGAGACAUUUCAGGAAAAUCAUUUCUUGAGGAUGGAGGAGCAAAGGCUGGGGCCCCCUCCUCACUCCAUUUUGCUAUCUGUUUCUGUCAGCCCCCAAAGUCCCAGGUUCUCACUUCCCCCUCCUUCCGGAGUUUAACCGGAUCCUUCCCCCACCCUCAGAGUCUACCCCUGAUACCCUGUCUCCGCACAGGAAGUGGUCAGUGGGGGAGGGGUAAAAGCCUGAGAGGGUGU